UGUCUCAUUUUAGUGAUGGCAGAUCGUGGUUUUACAUGACACGGCACUGAAACAAGACUCUAUAUAAAAUGGCAGGUCUUAUUAACAACAGAUAAUUAGAGGAAUUAAGGUGAUUACCAGACAGUUCAACAGGUCUACACAUGCACUCCUACUACUGCUGCUGGGCAGGACCGUUUCAGAUGAGUGGAGGGUGGACGUGUCUGCAAUAAAACCAGAAGCCAACCCAGCGACAAUGCGAUGUCUAACAGCUGACGUGCAGCGGGGGAGCACCACGUGAAGGGACCCGAUGAAAAGUCUUGACGUGAACUAGAGCUGGCGAGACAGAAGGGGAAACACGCAGUCAGAUAGACUACUGGAGGUCUUGUGCUUAACGUUACUGAUCCAGGACACACUUCUUCUCGCGGAUUUCACCAGGAUGGCUUGGAGAGGAGGGAGAGCACCGUCGUUUUAUCGACCAGUCCAUUAUCUAAACUAAGGCUGGUAUUAUUUCUGACCUGAGGACUCAGAAGAAAAGAAAAAGGUGAUGACCUGGAUGGUGCCAUGUGAAUGACUGAAGACCAUGAAGCCCACUCACAAGCUGAUGUUCGUCCUGUGCCCCAUGCUGGUCCUAGGCUUUAUUUACUACUCCUCUGGGAAACUACAUCUACACGUAUGGGGCCAGAAGCCUCAGAGUGAUGCAGAAGAGACAACUGUAGUCCUGACUAAAGGGUCUGAAGGGAACAGAAUCACAGAGUUGGAAACGGACAUCACCGUGGGACGAAUAGUAGGCUCAGUGUAUGAUAAGCAGGGCUUUCUGCUGCAGCUGGACACAAAACUGCCACCAGAGUUGGCAUACAAGUAUGGCAACAUCAGCGAAGGAGUGUGCAAGCCAGGAUACGCAGCAGCCAAGAUGACCGCCAUCUAUCCCAAAUUCAUGAAACCAGCACCCAUGUUUCUUGAUCGGAACUUUAAACGUCUGGCAAAAGUCAGCAAUUACUUGCCUCCAUUUGGAUUCAAAACGCAAGAGAGAAUCAUAGAUAGCAUUUUAACUGCCACAAAAAAUUAUGGACUUGGAGAGGAGCUGGACAGCCUCAGCUGUAAAAAAUGCAUCGUUGUGGGCAAUGGUGGAAUUCUGUUCAACAAGUCGUUGGGCUCCCGUAUAGAUGACUACGAUGUCGUUGUGAGGUUGAAUGAAGCUCCAGUAAGCAGUUAUGGCAAAGACGUGGGGACCAAAACCACCAUUAGGAUUACCUAUCCAGAGGGCGCUAUCCAGAAGCCCGACAACUAUGAAAAAGAUUCACUAUUUGUCUUUUCCGCUUUCAAACCACUGGAUUUUAAGUGGCUCAGACAGAUGGUCUUUAAGGAGAAACUGAGGGGUACAGAGGGUUUUUGGAAGUCGGUGGCUCACUAUGUGCCUCGGGAGCCGACAGAGAUGAGAAUCCUCAAUCCCUACUUCAUCCAGGAGGCUGCCUUCCAGUUCAUAGGCCUGCCCUUCAACAAUGGCCUCAUGGGCAAAGGGAACAUUCCAACUUUGGGAACAGUUGCUAUAACGAUGGCACUGCAUAACUGUGACGAGGUGGCGGUGGCUGGUUUCGGCUACGACAUGAACACGCCGCAUGCACCUCUGCACUACUACGAGACGGUCAAGAUGUCCGCCAUUAAAGAGUCAUGGACACACAACAUAUCCAAGGAGAAGGAGUUCCUCCGCAAGCUGGUGAAGGCCAACAUCAUCACAGACCUGACCAACGGCAUCUGAGUUUACACCCACCCAGUCUCCCUCUGCCUUUCCCAAAGGACUACAAAACUGACAACUGGGUCGACUCUGGGAGAAAGAACCCUUAGAAUCCGGAUGGCCUGCACACUGUCUGGGUUUUUCAUAUCAAAGGAGAUUAUUUAAAAAUAAAAAAACGGAUACAGGAGGGUUUCUGUGGUGUGAUGCACACAUGUGCCUUCUGAACCAAAGACUCCUGCUGAUUGAAGCAGGGAGUGGAGAGGGUGGACACGAGGAGGACCGGAUCUGCCCGGUUCCUGUCUUAUCAAGGGACGGUCGCGGGAAAGCUCUGCCGGCCCCUCGCUUCAACGUUUACCACUUCAACCCCAAGAGUAUCACGUGAAGGAAGAGUCAGAUGUCAGGAUUUAGCUUAUCGCACUGGCUAACUUGAUGGCGGCACAGAAGAAAAAGGUAUUAGCAGGAGUAUUAGCAGUGCCAAACGUACCUCGUACAGGGGAGAGGCCGUCCUCCUCCUUUUGCUGCCUGAAUGUAUUCACUUUCUUCAGUGUAAAUAUCAAAGGUUUUUACUGUGCUUUUUAACAAGCUGCAGCAGCCCCCCCACCUCCCACCCACCAUUUGUCCAUUCAUUCAUUCCUUUUUUUACUGCCUGUCCAGGGUCCAAAAUUAACAUUUGCGAAGCCAGUUGACAGUAGAUAAAUCAUCACGGGUCACCUGCCACACAGACUGGUGUCACUUUGAGACACCAGCAGUUAGUGAUAUACAGACGUCAGUUUUUGCCGUUUUCUCUGUAAAGUCUUUGUCUGUAAGGGAAUUAUAUUUGGCGAACUAUAAAGCCGGUUCUUUCUGCUUGUUAAGCGGGCUCUACACAGAGUGGCUGUGUGUUCUCAUACCAGGUGAGAGCUCACUGAAAAGAUUAUGCUUUCUAAGAUGCUCUAAAUGAAAUAGCAUUGAAAGCACUUAUCAGGAAAAUGUGUAUUUAUUAUUUUGGUGAGUCUAAAUUAUUUCAGUCAUGGGACUAUUUGUUUUUAGAUAACCCGACCUGGCGGGUGAGACCAAAAGUAAAAUUGGGACACUGCCUUUUUCUCUUCCACCUCUUUGUAAACUCCUCCUCCUCGCCGCUCAUCCACGUCUUCAUCAGCUGUACGGCCUCCGGGCGGCAGCGCAGACGUACAGUAACGUGUUCUGAUCAAGGAGAGCGGACUCUGUAUGUCGAUCCCUCCUCCAACCUCCCGUUGCUGCAGAUGUUCUUGUUCUUCAGUAAAUGGUGAAAUCUCGGAUUGUAGAAUAUAUAUAUAUAUAUAUAUAUAUAUAUAUAUAUAUAUAUAUAUAUAUAUAUAUAUAUAUAUAUAUAUAUAUAUAUAUAUUUUUGUUUUUAGGUCAAUUUUAAUUUAUUUUAUAUUGUUAUUAAGUCCCAGCAUUUUGGUCACAGGCAGGCCUGAUUUCUGUUGCGAAGGUUUGUGGAUUUUUCUAUCGCUACCGUGUGUUUCCUCAGAGACGGCAUCAUUUAAUUUUGUGGCUGAAGCGGCGUUUCUAAAGCCAAAUAAAACCGAUUCAGUAAUAAACGUUAUUAGGCAGAAGCCCUUCAUUUCUGUGCUGUAUGCAGCUUAUGUUAAUAUUAGCCAAUGUCUUUAAAUUGAGGGAAUUUAAGUGGUGAUUGCCACGCUCAAUCCGAAAGGCAUUACUGUGCUCAUCAGGCCUUUGCACUUUGCAGAGGAAUGUUCUGCUGCACGCGCUUCAGUAUUUCAACACUGCAUGAACAUAGAAAGGGUUCAGUAUUAAACAAUCAAAACUUUUGCUUCUUCUCUUCCCCCUCCCUAAAAAAAGAAACCGUGCGAAUGUCACAUCUGAAAUGAGUGCGAUAAUCAUCUUAAUAUAGUGAUGGUGCAUUUAAAUACUGCUUUACCAAAGCAGGGUUUUGUUUUACAGUUUGUCAGAUGACAAUUCAAUGAAGUCUUCGCCUGUUACCUGUUUCUACUUCUUCUUUGGAAGUGCACAUUUAGUAUAUAUUGAACGUACCGGUUCACAUCAGUAAGCUGCUGCUGUUGCAUCUGUUUCCUCGCUCCUCACGUUUCUGUUCAAGAUAAUCUUUCUCAAACACCGAUGGGAUCGUGCAACAGCGUGUCCUACCGAGUCCCUUAAGAACGGCUUCACAGGGUCCGAAGAGAUGGAUCACUUUUUUUUUUGGAAACGAGGCCCCGUUUGAGACGUUAGUGGAGAACAAAGGUAGAAGGCCCAGCUGACCACCAGCUGACCGUUGCACUAUCGGGAGGCGCUCUGUGCCUUACACCUCAUUACCUGAAAACUGUGGCGAGGAGUUUAACGUGAGAAAGUAACCGCAGCUGAUCCCGUAUUUUUUUAAUCUUAGGAAGCCCCAUACUGGUUGUUUUGUGUGUUUUAUCAAACAAACUACAUGUUCAAGCUUAUUCUAAAUGUUACUGCUAACGGCAGUUACAAUGCAAAAUAUUACAAAAUUACCUUUUUUUUGUUUUUUCGUCCAUGGUUGCUUAUUGUUUUUCUGCAAAACUGCUCAUCAAUACUAUGGUCUUUGGCGGCGUUCUAUGAUUUGACAGUUCAGCUUACUCUUCAGGAUUAGUACUGUGAGAACAGUUGUUUAUUCUCUGUUGCUCUUUAUAGGGCGGAGAAAAUGUAGAAUCCAGUGUUUUUGGAGCUCGACUCACACUAGGGACACAGUCAGGAUAUCUUCCUCUCUGCUGCUGUGAUUUUGAUUUCAUUUAUUUUUUAAUCAGUCUCUUGUGAGACCCCCAUUUUUAAGGAAGUGCACUGGUUCACCUCUUUAAAUCUUGAAUGUUAGAACAUCCUUGAAUGCAAGGAGAGUUUGAAACUGGUCUGACUGCCGCGGGGCCAUAUCACUAUAAUGAAUAUUACAAAUAUACGAGGCUGCAGUAGAUUAUCGAUGGCAAAGAGGGGAAAAUAGCGUACUGAAAUUAUUUAAAACCAACAGGAAAUCGAUCUAAAAUCUUGUAUUUUUUUGGAAAAUGGCCAUUAAUUUGGUAAAAUAUGUGAAGUCAGCGGGCUAAAACAUGCCAAACCACCAGUAUGGUCUUUUAAAGCGUUGAGAAUAAGCAGACCCUCAGUUGGAGUUUCUUUUUUCUGUUUUUUUUUUUCCAGGUUUUGAAUUUGUACGCAUGCUGGUGGAGUUCAAAGGGUUUGGACCCAAAUCGCCUCUUCUUCAUAACCUGUUCAUGUUAAAGCAGAAUGUAUUCGCUUUUGUCUUUCAUCAUAUUUAUAAAAAAAAACAAUUUAUUUUACAUUCCACCAUCAUCAAAAGGAAGUCAUAGUGAUCAAAAGUGUUACUAGUUUCAUUUAUUUUCUAUACAUUAAUAAAUGGUUUUCUGCUACUCAAUAAAUAAGUUUGUAAUGGA
Cyclopterus lumpus (lumpfish) is the source of this 5094-nucleotide messenger RNA. RefSeq names its product ST3 beta-galactoside alpha-2,3-sialyltransferase 3b (gene st3gal3b). Lineage: Eukaryota; Metazoa; Chordata; Actinopteri; Perciformes; Cyclopteridae. The transcript has 15 exons. Gene Ontology annotation, molecular function: sialyltransferase activity. The record is from RefSeq and is a predicted model, not a curated record. Bases 560 to 1735 code for a protein of 391 amino acids.